Molecule: messenger RNA, 909 nt
Organism: Condylostylus longicornis
Lineage: Eukaryota; Metazoa; Arthropoda; Insecta; Diptera; Dolichopodidae
Exons: 6
Coding region: 1-909 (302 amino acids)
Molecular function (GO): protein binding
Source: RefSeq, a predicted model, not a curated record
AUGGUAAGAAAAAGGAAACCAACAAAAAAGCAAGCGUCGACAUCAACUUCAGAAAGUCAAAUAACAGACCUGCUUGACGCUGCAGCAAAUUGUUUGUGUUCCUUUCCUCCCGAUGAGGUUGCAGCAGCAGCGCUCUACGAGAAAGCUCUUGCUCUGGACUCCACGAAUAUUCAGGCUCUCUCCUGCUUUGCGGAGCUUCUUUGUACCGCCGAGAAUCCAUCCACUCUUGCAGGAAUGAAGAGAGAUGUGGAAGAAGUGCUAGCCAUAAGACGCCAAAUGUCAAACGCAUGCUGUGCAAUUGCAGAACUCUACAUGACCGAUCUCUGCGACGAGCCAGAAGCGGAGGCUCGCGUCGCUGAAUGUCUUAAUAUGGCAAUCGAACUUGAUCCCGAAAAUUUUGACGCUUAUACGGGAUUAACAACUUACUUCAAAACGAUAGGGAAUCUAGAGGAAGCAGCUGAAUCUGCGGAAAAAGCUUUAAUUCUUUUCAAAAGGGCGAAAGCACAAGCAGAAGCAGAAGAUCUUGAUCAUUUGAUGUCAGCAGCCCCAAAUGAAACUGUAGUUGAAGUUCCUGAGUGGAAUUCACGAUUAUCGCUAGCUGCAUCUUUGAUCGAUUUGAAACAAACAAUUCCAGCAAGCGAGUUGCUCGAAUCUUUAAUAGAAGAGAAUGACCAAGACAUUCAAGCGUGGCAUCUGAUGGCUUGUAAUUUCCUCGUCGCUCAAGAUUUUGAUUCAUCAGAAGAUUGUCUUGAUUCUGGGAAAGAGCUUAUUGCAAGAGCAGCUAAACAAGCUUCUAUCGGAGACGAGGAGCAUCAAAAUUUUGUUUCGCAUUGGACAAGAGUGUUAGCGGCGACUGAACAACAAAUAGAAAAAUCAAGAAGUAUUGCCCCUCAACAAUCUGAUCCCUAA